UAGAUGUGUUGGAGUAGGCAGGGGAGAAAGAGAGAGGGAGGCAAGAGGUGGAUGAACGGGUGGUUAAGACAUAAAGGUGUAGCCUAAUCUACAGAGACAGCUAAACGACGGGGUUAUUUCCAUAAAUGUUUUUCACGGGGCUUUGCUGUUUAUUCUUAGCAGAGCAAGCCGGUAGUCAUUCACUGUUUCUGACGCGUAAGGCUGCCGUUGGGCACCAGCGCCGAUAAAGGAUGAUAUGUUUGAUUAAAUAGCAUAAAUAUUAACAAAGUAUAGCUCAAAUCUAGGAGACACAGGAGGAGGCAAACUAUGAUCAGAGGAUGAUUUCUUCAAAGAAAACUCCGGAGAAGAGUCGUUUUCCUAUCCACUAUUUGGUGUGGCACAACAAACACCGACAGCUGGAGAAAGAGCUGGCAGCGAACGAGCAGACAGAUUUAGAGCUUCUGGACCCUCGGGGCCGGACCCCUCUCCACCUGGCGGUCACACUGGGCCACCUGGACUGUGCCAGGAUCCUGCUGCAGCACGGAGCUGACGUCAGCAAGGAGAACCGCAACGGAUGGACCGUUCUUCAGGAGGCGGUGAGCACAAGAGAUCCGGAGUUGGUGCGUCUCGUGCUUCGUUACCGUGACUACCAGAGGACUGCCAAGAGACUGGCGGGCAUCCCCGUCCUGCUGGAGCGUCUGCGCCAAGCCCAGGAUUUCUACGUGGAGAUGAAAUGGGAGUUUACCAGCUGGGUGCCCCUGGUGUCUCGUAUCUGCCCCAGCGACACCUACAGAGUUUGGAAGAGCGGUCAGUGUCUCCGCGUCGACACCACGCUGAUGGGCUUUGAACAGAUGACCUGGCAGAGAGGAAACCGGAGCUUCAUCUUCAAGGGACUAGACUCCAGCGCAGAGGUGAUGGAGGUCGACCAUGACAGGCAGCUUGUCUUCUGCGAGACCUUGUGCGUCUCGUCUCUGGCGGCACUCUCACCCGGCCGGGGGAACGGCGGCGCCUGCAGCAGCAACGACGCAGGUUUGGGCCUUCUGGGGGCGAUGCAGCCCAGCGACGAGCAGGUCGCAGCCAGGCUGUCGGCCCCCGUGGUCACCACCCAGCUGGACACCCGCAACAUCGCCUUCGAGAGGAACAAGACGGGAAUAUUAGGCUGGAGGAGCGAGAAGACUGAGACGGUGAAUGGAUAUGAAGCCAAGGUGUACGCAGCAUCCAACGUGGAGCUUAUCACCAGGACCAGAACUGACCAUCUGUCCGACCAGAACAAGAACAAAACAAAAGGUGGGAAGACUCCUCUUCAGAACUUCCUGGGGAUAGCCGAGCAACACAUGGGGCCCAACAACGGGGCUCUUGUGACGCAGAUGUCGAGUCCCGCUAAGACCAACCCUGAAGCGCUGACCGCUGAGGAAUACUUCAACCCCAACUCGUCUCUGAGUCAGAGGGACAUCGGCCACCAGUGCCAGCUCACCACCAAGACCCAGAGGUUUAAAGCCAAGUUGUGGCUGUGCGAGUCCCAUCCUCUGUCCCUGGCGGAACAAGUGGUGCCUAUCAUCGAUCUCAUGGCCAUCUCCAACGCACUGUUUGCUAAGCUGCGUGACUUUAUCACUCUGCGUUUGCCGCCUGGCUUCCCCGUCAAGAUCGAAAUCCCUCUCUACCACAUCCUGAACGCCAGGAUCACCUUCAGCAACCUGAACGGCUGCGAGGAGGGGACGGGCGUUCGCACGGACAACGAGGUGGGGGUGGAGGGGGACGGACAGAGGGACCCCCCGAGGACAGACACCCCGUCUCCAGGCAGCGACUCCUCCAGCGUCUCCAGCUCCAGCUCCACCAUGUCAUGUCGAGCCGGAGAGAUCCCCCCGUGUGUGUUUGAGCCCCCGUCUGGAUACUCCAUGAUGGGGGGGAAACAGAGAGACAGCAUGAGGGAUGAGGAGGAGGACCUGCUGCAGUUCGCCAUACAGCAGAGUCUGCUGGAGGCCGGCUCUGAAUUCGAUCAGGUGACCAUCUGGGAGGCGCUGACCAAUAGCAAGCCAGGAACAAACACGCCGCCCUGUGAUCCGAGUCGUCUGGAGAGGACCCCCCAGCACAAGCCCCGCCCCCCCUCCAGCCUCUGUUCCACCCCCUCCAAGAAGCAGCCGUCCACCUGCAGCUAUGACGAGCAGCUGCGCAUCGCCAUGGAGAUCUCAGCUCGGGAGCAGGACGAGGCGGAAAAUCGGCGGCGACAAGAAGAGACGGAGCUACGGCACAUCAUCGAGCUGUCACUCAUGGAGAAAUGAGAUCUGAGUGGCCCAGCAGGGGUCUGAGGGGAGGGGUCUGGACCAAGGACUCAUGGGAGAGAAGGGCAGUGCAGGCUACUUAAACUUAAAGGGAACAUAAUCCACCUUUUAUGUCGAUUGGAGCAAUACAUUCCUGAGUGUGUGCUAUAUUGACAGACAAAGUUAACUUCUGCUUGUGGAGAGUGUUUGCAGUGCCUACAUGUACCAGGAUGCAUUGCACUGAUGCCCACGGUCCCCACUGGCCAUAUUUAUUGUGCUGCUAAUGCCGUUUAGUCUGGCUCAAAUAACGACGGCUAAACAUCCAAAUCAAUACUGUAAAUGUAUCCUCAUCCGUUAUAUCUUCUCCACACAUUUUCGGAUGCCAUGUUUGCUGUCAGUAAAGUAUCUUGUUUGCAAUUCAAGCAAAGACAACAAGGAAGUUCUAUUUCUGAAUGACAUUUAAAACAACCCCAAUGCUAGCCAGAGAAUUACACACUGUACCAGCCUGUAGUUCUUCCACUGAGUCACUUUAAAUGAUGCCAGUGAAUGCAGGAAGAACACGUAUUUUUAGCUCCAAUGUCUCUAUCAAUAUAGCACGCACUAAUUGCUUCAAUUGGCCACAUUUACCAUCAAAACCGGUUUGGACAUCCCCAUAAAAGUUGGCAAAUGUAACGCGAAGCAGAGUAAAUACCUAAAUAAUCUCUGUGGAUUUCAGAUCACGAAAGAGCCUCCUCUUUAUUCUCCCAUUGCCUUCGCCUGACCUUUCCCAUGAUGCCACGCGGUGAUGCAGCUGUCCGGCCUCAGACAGCCAGAGAGGGACUUCAGUUUCCUCUUUCUGUUGCCACACAGUACUUUUUGUGACAAGUUUACAACCAACAACGCAUCCAAUACAACAAGUUCAGUGGAAUGCCUUCUUGGGUGACUGAUUUCUGUCUGUUUGCAGGUGCGUGCGUGUGUGUGCAUAUGUGUGUGUGUUUCCAAACCAGCUCUCCGCACAGGGGUCAACAGAUCACCUUCAAUACUGAACAUGUAUAUAUUAAAGCCAACUCUCUGCUCCGGCACUAACACACACACUCUAGUGUGGGAGUACUUUGACCUUAUUGGUCAAGUUGAGUUGAGUGUCGACAAACCAUUUGACUUCCUCAGUUUUGAGGGAAAAUGUUUUAAAAAACUGAUUGUUAUGUUUCUUUUUUUCCCCACAAAAUCCAGAUGUACUGUACUAAGCUUGUUGGCGGAUCACAUGUUGACUGUUAAUGGAUGUAGAUGACGAGUUUGAGCACAAGCUAAGCUUUAGUUUUAGCCUGACGUUAGACAGCAGGAGCACAGAUAUGAGACAGCCAGAUAAACACUUUGUGCACUAACUAACAUGUAUGUGACGGUGAAUGAGCUGUGGCCGGCCGUUGUGUAACACAAACAAUAAAGGGACCUGAUAGCGGUCUUCAAUCGGAUGGUGGAAUAGAAAUGUUACAGAAAGAGGUUUUCUGUAUCUUUGCAUCCUCUCACCUUACAUGAGCGGAUAUGUUCUGUAUUUCUGUGUAGUCAUGGUCGAUGUUUGUACAAUAUUUCAGCAUGGUCUGCACCUGUGUGAGGUUCAUUUUGUCUAGCCUGGAGGAGACCUGCAAUGGUUAAUCAAGCUUUGGCAGGGAACAUGUGACCAAAAGAAUCACUUUAAAAUCUAUUGACAGCAAUUACCCAAAUAGAAAGUUGUUUCCAUAAAUACAACAUGCUAAAGACAAAAGCAAAUGUAAAAUUGCACAUUGAGCAAAUGUGAACCUUGCAGUUCCUGGAUUUGGAAAGGUUGUUCAACAUUGCUCUCAUAAUUGUAACUUCAUGUUGCAGGGUUCAAGGCUAGCCCAACACUGAUGAACAUGUUUUGUUGCAAGGGACAAGGAUGGCUUGUUUAUUCCUUUUCUUUUUGUAUCAUCUUUUGAAAGAAAUGUAACAAAUAUCAGCACAAACUGAGGAUAACCCCCUCUGCCUCCUAUCUACAAUUCCCAUUCAGCUUGCCUGGUUGAUACAAAAAAGGAAAUGUUAAUUUUUUUACUUUUAAAGAAAUAUUGCAGAAAUGUUUUCAUGGUGUAAGCUGGGAAGUGAGUUCAGAUAAUGAUUCAAAUAAAGAAACAUCUUUUGGAA
Messenger RNA from Notothenia coriiceps (black rockcod), 4370 nucleotides. RefSeq names its product ankyrin repeat domain 13B (gene ankrd13b). Gene Ontology annotation, cellular component: cytoplasm. Bases 318 to 2258 code for a protein of 646 amino acids. NCBI's taxonomy places the organism in Eukaryota, Metazoa, Chordata, Actinopteri, Perciformes, Nototheniidae. The transcript has 15 exons. The record is from RefSeq and is a predicted model, not a curated record. Gene Ontology annotation, molecular function: protein binding.